This is a messenger RNA of Galleria mellonella (greater wax moth), 586 nucleotides long. Its product is annotated as adenosine 5'-monophosphoramidase HINT2-like. Lineage: Eukaryota; Metazoa; Arthropoda; Insecta; Lepidoptera; Pyralidae. Bases 131 to 502 code for a protein of 123 amino acids. The transcript is spliced from 3 exons. Gene Ontology annotation, molecular function: hydrolase activity. The record is from RefSeq and is a predicted model, not a curated record. Gene Ontology annotation, cellular component: cytoplasm.
UGUUACAUUUCAUUAUCUAUUAGUCAGUACGCGUCAUCUUACAAAUAAGACGACACCUAUCGUGUUCUUUUCAGGUUAUUUAUGUGUGUAUUGAAUUAAAACCUAUAUAGGAACAGUGUUUUUAUAAAAAAUGGCUGCAAUAGAUAUAGAACAGACUAAAAAUCCAUAUUUUGGCGGGAAAUCUCCACCACAGUACAUCUUUGAAGAUGAACAGUGCAUAGUUUUCGAGGCAGAUGAAGACAGACAAGCUCCAGUGCACUUCAUAGUUGUGCCUAAGAAAGUUCUACCUAGACUUUCUGUGGCCACAGAGGAGGACGAAAGAUUGUUAGGUCACAUUUUAUUAGUUGCAAAAAACUUAGCAGUUGAAAAGGGCUUACUGAAUAGUGGCUAUCAUGUCAUGGUGGACGAAAACUAUCGCACCAAGAAAUUCAUUGGUUUACAUGUGUUCGGCAGAGCAUUACAUCACAUGGUUUGGCCUGUAGGACCUGGCAGUAGACUUUAAUGAAAUUUAUUAAAUUUGAAAAUGUAUUUUAUUUUAUAUAGAUUAUAUACCUAACUAAAUAAAACACCUAGAUACCAAAAAUUA